Messenger RNA from Diprion similis, 433 nucleotides. RefSeq lists its product as uncharacterized. The record is from RefSeq and is a predicted model, not a curated record. The coding region runs from base 1 to 363 and encodes 120 amino acids. NCBI's taxonomy places the organism in Eukaryota, Metazoa, Arthropoda, Insecta, Hymenoptera, Diprionidae. The transcript has 4 exons.
AUGAACGAUCGCGAGGUUACUGUGAAAACGAUUCAGGUAUCGCGAGAACCAAUCACUGCACUUCAGGAACAAACUCAUUUUACCGAGUUGGCUUUAUUGUACGACACGGAUUCCAUUGGCCGGUAUCUUCAUCUUCGUCGUCUUCUUCCUGGUCGUGACGUCGCGUGGGGUGGUCGUCGACAAACGGUGGAAACCUGCAACGUGCCCGACGCUUCAUUUCGAGUACCUGGGCUCCUGGCGGACGGAAAAAUAUUUGCGAACCUGACGGAAGCUUGCUCGAUGGAAAAUUUGUUCCCAAGUUGCACAGAAUCAGGGUGUGACCACAUCCCAACAGAUCAACUGAAGAGCUAUUUUAAAAUAUGAUCACUCGAUUGCGAGCUUGAGAUAAUCAGCUGCCCUCAUACGUCUGUAACACCAAUUAAAUUACUGUGGC